Sugiyamaella lignohabitans is the source of this 1167-nucleotide messenger RNA. It is a transcript of the gene GCD14, whose product is annotated as Gcd14p. Bases 1 to 1167 code for a protein of 388 amino acids. Lineage: Eukaryota; Fungi; Ascomycota; Dipodascomycetes; Dipodascales; Trichomonascaceae. Gene Ontology annotation, biological process: tRNA methylation. The record is from RefSeq and is a predicted model, not a curated record. Gene Ontology annotation, cellular component: nucleus; tRNA (m1A) methyltransferase complex. The transcript has a single exon.
AUGUCUUUUCUAGACAAUAGAGAUAUUAUUCAAGAGGGGGAUCUCGUCCUAGCGUGGAUCUCUAGAGGUGAUGUUAAGCCCAUCACGGUGAGGAAAGAACAGCAGCUCAACACAAGAUUUGGCAUAUUCCCACAUAAUUUAAUAAUUGGUCAGAAGUUUGGCAACCAGAUUCCAAGCGUUUCGGGCAAGGGCUUUAUUCACUUGGUGGCUCCCACUCCCGAGCUAUGGACUCUGUCAUUACCCCAUAGAACGCAGAUUGUAUAUACUCCAGAUUCGAGUUACAUAGUUCAAAGGUUGAAAAUCCGUCCAGGAUCCAGAGUCAUUGAAGCUGGUACUGGGAGCGGCAGUUUUACACACGCUAUUUCCCGUUCAGUAGAUAAACGAGGACACAUUUUCACGUAUGAAUUUCAUGAACCGAGAUUUCUGGAAGCUAAAAAAGAGAUUGAGGACCAUGGUUUGGCAGAUAUUGUAAGCAUCACACACAGAGAUGUUUGUAACGAAGGAUUUGAGAACCCUAUGGACUAUAGUGGGGACAUGAAUGCAUCGGCUGUAUUUUUAGAUCUACCAUCGCCAUGGACGGCAAUUCCUAGAUUGAAAUCGUGUCUCGCCACCGAUCGGGUGGUUUCAAUUUGCUGUUUCUCUCCAUGUAUGGAGCAAGUGAUCAAGACUGUUGAAACUCUUAGAAAAGAGGGCUUCCAGAGGAUCGAAAUGGUCGAGAUAAGUUCUAAAAGGUGGGAGGGUCAUAGGAACAUGGUUCGGAAUCUUGAUGACGCUCUCCAACGGUUAAAGGAUGUUAAAGAACGAAGAUUGUAUGGACUUGAAAUCCGUAAGGAAAAAAAUGAUGCUGCGAAAAAGAGAAAAAUAGAAGACUCUGUGGGAAAUGCAUCACAUAGAGAUUCCGCUGUUGAAUCGUCUGUAUCCCCUGUCGCCACACCAUCUGAGACAACUUCCGAAGCUGUUCUGUUAGAAUCCGUGAAGCAUAACUCUAGUCAGAAUUCUUCGUAUAAGGGCUACAACCCAUGGGGUCGGGGCCUUCGAAUCCGAGAGGGUGAUCCUAAUUAUGAGUGGAGAAGCGUUUCUCGUAUGGAAGCGGAGAUUAAGAGCCAUACUUCAUAUCUAACUUUUGCUAUUCUUCCACCAAAAUUUGAACUACCUAAUAAUGAAUAA